Molecule: messenger RNA, 2055 nt
Organism: Astyanax mexicanus (Mexican tetra)
Lineage: Eukaryota; Metazoa; Chordata; Actinopteri; Characiformes; Acestrorhamphidae
Gene: itgbl1
Product: integrin, beta-like 1
Exons: 11
Coding region: 214-1674 (486 amino acids)
Biological process (GO): integrin-mediated signaling pathway; cell migration; cell adhesion mediated by integrin
Cellular component (GO): integrin complex; focal adhesion; cell surface
Molecular function (GO): integrin binding
Source: RefSeq, a predicted model, not a curated record
UGAGUUUUUUUUACUUUUUUUUUUAGCAGCUCCCUCUCUGUCCCGCUCCUUGCUUUGCAGCAGGAGUCAGAACUAAUCAAAGGCACUUGCCUGUAGAGCGCUAUUGGCCUCAGAAGAGUUGGAGCCGGUUUUGGCCAGCCCGCUCUCCCUCUGUUUGGGAAAGUGGAAAUUCCUGAAGGCAUUUGACUUCAAGUUUCGUGCGGGGAUCUAAACAUGAAUGCAGAGGCUUUGGUGAACUCCGUCUUAGUUUCUUUACUUCUGAUUUUGCUCUCAGCUGCUGAGGAAAGUUUGCUGCAGUCACUGAGGCAGGUGGGUGGAGUAUGCAAGCUCUCCACCGAGUCCUCGCAGAGACGCUGCCAGACCUCUGACGGCCUGAUCUGCAGUGGGAGGGGAGAGUGUGAAUGCGGGGUUUGCAUAUGCCAAGUCACUGACCCUGGGAAGUACUACGGGCCGCGGUGCGAAUGCCACGACUGGGUCUGCACAACAUAUGACGGGAAGACCUGUGGAGGUCAUGGCGUGUGUGACUGUGGUAAGUGCGAGUGUGAUAAGGGCUGGUUUGGAGAGGCCUGUCAGUACCAGCAGAACUGCAAGCUCUCCAGCCGAAAGAGCAAGGACCUGUGCCGCAACGCUCAGGGAGUGGUGUGCUCCAACGCAGGAACGUGUCACUGUGGCAGCUGCAUGUGCCACAACCCCGACGGCAAAGGCCUCAUCAGUGGGCGCCACUGCGAGUGUGACGACAGCCAGUGCCUGGACGAGGACUCGGGAGAGGUGUGUGGAGGCCAUGGAAAGUGUUACUGUGGAAACUGUUACUGCUCGGCCGGUUGGCAUGGAGAUAAAUGUGAAUUCCAGUGUGACAUCAGCCCAUGGGAAAGCAAGCGGAGAUGCACAUCUCCAGACGGCAAAAUCUGCAGCAACAGAGGGACAUGUGUAUGUGGAGAAUGUACAUGCUAUGACGUGGACCCAUCAGGAGACUGGGGGGACAUCCAUGGAGACAGCUGCGAGUGUGACGAGAGGAGCUGCCACUCAACAUAUGACAGAUAUUCAGAUGAUUUCUGCUCUGGUCACGGUCAGUGUAACUGUGGGAGGUGUGACUGUAAAGAGGGCUGGACGGGUAAGAAAUGUGAGCAUCCUGUCUCCUGCCCGCUCUCUGCGGACGCCAGCCUGAGGAAGUGCAGGGGCAGCUCCAACCUGCCCUGCUUUGGAAGAGGUCAGUGCUUGUGUGGCCAGUGCACAUGCCAUCCACCAGGAGACAGCCGUGUUCACGGCAAGAACUGUGAGUGUGAUGAGCGGCAGUGUGAAGAUGUGCACGGAGGCAUCUGUGGUGACCACGGCUUUUGCUCCUGCGGCCGCUGCAUCUGCGGUGAUGGAUGGUUUGGGAAGCACUGCCAGUUCCCCCGCAGCUGCAACAUGACUGACGAUCAGGGCAAGAGCCAGUGUGAGACAGCCAAUGGCGGCAUGUGCUCCGGAAAAGGCUCUUGUCACUGCGGGAGGUGCAUCUGUUCACCGCAGGAGUGGUACAUUUCAGGCGAUUUCUGCGAAUGUGACGACCGGGAGUGCGACCAGCAUGAUGGCUUGAUCUGUACAGGGAACGGCGUUUGUAACUGUGGGACCUGCGAGUGCUGGGACGGCUGGACAGGAAACGCCUGUGAAAUCUGGGAGGGAGAGGAGUAUUAGCGUGGACUGACACUUUCUAAAGACGAUUUUAUAAGAUUUUAUCAUGACAGAAAAAGGGGCUGCUGCUCAAAUUCAUGGGGAUGGGGAUGUGAAUGUUACGACCAAAGAGAAGCACUCUGAACCUGGAACAUAUAUUUCUGGAACAUGUUUCACUUAUAUAUAUAUAUAUUUCACAGUAUAUAACAGAAUUCAUUGUACCGGUUACAAAUUUUCUUUAUUAAAACCAUAUUUUUUCCCCCCUUUUUUGUAUGCGGGACACGCUGGUUUGUAGACACAAUAUCUUGUAAUCCUUUAUUUAUAUAUAUAUAUAUAUAUAUAUAUAUAUAUAUAUAUAUAUGUUCUCUAAUACAGCUAUAUUAAACAGUAUGUAUGAAAAAUAAA